UGUAUUUGAUCAUAAAUGCAGUGUAAUGUGUAGCCCUGUCUCCUCAUGUGAUGGUAUCACAUGACAAGUGAGUAUAUACUGAGAAUUUAACCAGUUCCUUUUUAUGUUUUAAUUUCCAGGUACCCUCACAGGACUAGUUAGUAAGUGGGUUAAGUAUCAGCAGUAACAGUGGGGUCAGUCAGGUGUUUGGGAGGUCACGGAGGUAGUGGAGCUGGAUGCAUGAGAAGGAUUCAUGGGCCUGAAGGACCAUCUGGAGGAUGGGACAGGCCACAUCCUCAGCCCAGGGCUGGAUCUGGACUACCUACACGUGGAAGGUGCUGAACGGCAGGCUGGGAAUUUAGGAGCGGGUGUCACUGUUAAAAGCAGCAAUACUGUUGUUAGCAGAGGCAUUAGCUCUAUCAUUCAUUCAAGCAGCAGUAGCAGUUGCAGUAACUUUUCUGAAGAGAGUGCUAUCUCUGACAGUGAAGAUGAAAGGCUUCAGACUGGGUCUGGUUCUGACUCUAAAACACUGCACCACGAUCAGCUUCACCUACACCAAAGGGAGGAGUCCUCAGUCUUUCAGCCAGUCAGGCUGGACCUGGCACCAAAUACGUCUCCUGGAGACCCCCCGGAAACAUCUUUGACUGACCCCAUCACACACUGCCGCACGAAGGUGGAGUUCGCACUCAAACUAGGCUACCCCGAAGAGCUAGUGUUGCUGGUCCUGAGGAAACUAGGCCCUGACGCACUUAUCAAUGAUAUACUGGGAGAGCUGGUUAAACUGGGAACCAAAAUAGAGAUGGAUCAGAAAGGAGGUCAAGCUGUCUCACAGUCUCCCUCGUCCUCUUUGUCCUCCUCGGUGGCCUCCACCUCCAACUCCUCUCUGGAUUCUUCUCGGCUACUGUGUCCAUCCCACCUACUAGAAGACAAAGAAAACCUGCGACCUGUUGUUGUGGAUGGAAGCAAUGUAGCCAUGAGUCAUGGGAACAAGGAAGUUUUUUCCUGCCAAGGUAUCAAGCUAGCAGUUGAUUGGUUCUUGGAGCGAGGCCACCGUGACAUCACAGUUUUUGUCCCUGCUUGGAGAAAGGAGCAGUCGCGACCUGAUGCUCUUAUCACAGACCAAGAGAUCCUGCGGCGUCUGGAGAAAGAAAAGAUCUUGGUUUUCACUCCAUCGCGACGCGUUCAGGGACGUCGUGUGGUUUGCUACGAUGACAGAUUCAUCGUCAAACUGGCCUACGAGUCAGAUGGUAUAAUUGUUUCAAACGACAACUACCGUGAUUUAGCGAAUGAGAAGCCAGAGUGGAAGAAAUUUAUAGAUGAGCGCCUGCUGAUGUACUCGUUUGUAAAUGACAAAUUCAUGCCACCUGAUGACCCGCUGGGACGCCAUGGACCUAGUCUUGAGAAUUUCUUGAGAAAGAGGCCUGUUAUUCCUGAACAUAGAAAGCAGCCAUGUCCUUAUGGAAAAAAGUGCACAUAUGGCCACAAGUGCAAGUUUUAUCACCCUGAAAGGGGUAGUCAGCCCCAGCGAGCUGUGGCAGAUGAACUCCGUGCCAGUGCCAAAAUUUCAUCAGUAGCUUCAAGAGGCCUGCUGGAACAUGCCCUGAUGGCGAAGAGCCAAAAAAAUGGUCAAUCAGAAGGAAUGGCUGAGGCGCAGCUGAUUCGGGAUACCGGAAAAAACCAGCCAAAUCGGAGCCUUCAGAGCUCCUUCAGUGAGCUCUCGGAGGACAAAACUCAGAUCAGUUCCAAAGUGGAGGAACAGAGGAGAAACAGCAGCAGUAGUGGCAGCUGUAGCAAUAACAUUGUAGGACAUCCUGCUCCAGGGGGACCGCCUUCAUCGGGACAUCUGGAAAGGUGGGAACACCCUGACGGAAGUACUGGAGGCAGCUCCGGUAUUGCCGGGGCUUCAGGACCAAACAAAGCCGAAUCUUAUUACAGAUGCAGUUCUCCAGUGGUGGGCUACAACUCUCUGGUAAAGGCUUAUUCAGGACUCAGUCUUGUAGUGCCACAGACUCCUGAAUCCUUCUUUCCAGGUGAGCUCGGCACAAGUUCACUGGCUUCAGAUUGUAGCAGUGAAGGCAGUGUCAGCUCAGAUUCUUUCUCUCCUGACCUCGUGUUAGAUGAUAGCCCCAAGUGCCAUCACCAUCAUCCACACCACCAUCAUCACCACUACUCUGGCCAGUACCCCCACCAGGCAAGCUGUGUGUCUUCUAGUCUGAGCCAGCAUUCCCCUCGUGGCUAUGUCCAUCCUCAAGGACUUUGGAGACAACGUGAUUUUGGCAUAGUAGAUACUCCAGCAUCUGUCACCUCUCACGUUUCGCCACGUCACGUCAACACCGCUUCCGUCUACAUCCAACCCCAGCAACAGCUUCAGCUGCUCGCCAAUUUUCCAGGGGAACCAUGUCAUCCACAACAUCCACCCCAAACACCCACAGCUCACGCCCGGUCUCAGAGCUUCCCUCGCAGCCACAAUACGGUGGGCUCCCUUUGGCCGGAACAUGGGCUUCAGGAGAGAGUGUGUGAAGGCUCACCAGUUCAUUUUAGAAGAAACUACUCUGUGCGAACCCAACAACCGCAGCACCAGCAGAACUGGGACCCUAAUUAUGAGCCACCCCCUAAGCCUUACUAUGAUCUGUUUUCCUAUAAGAGUUUUCCACAAGUCCAUGGACACUCUCCUUGGGGCCAGCAAGUUCAUUCAUCACCACAUGGCCUUUUAAUACCAGGUCUUCCGUCGCUUUCGCAGCAGUCUCUUCCAUCUGUCCCUACCCACAAGAGCCACAUGCCCUCAGCAACCCAGCACACAAAGCCAACUGCCUUGGGUCGAUACCAGGACCUUAGGGAGAGGGUGUUUGUUAACUUGUGCGGCAUCUUCCCUCCAGAUUUGGUGAGGAUGGUAAUGACCAGGAACCCACAUGUGACGGAUGCUCAGGAGCUUGCAGCUGCCAUUUUAAUGGAGAAGUCACAGCACAGUUCUUGA
This is a messenger RNA of Pelmatolapia mariae (spotted tilapia), 2953 nucleotides long. RefSeq names its product probable ribonuclease ZC3H12C. The record is from RefSeq and is a predicted model, not a curated record. Gene Ontology annotation, molecular function: mRNA binding; RNA endonuclease activity; metal ion binding. Gene Ontology annotation, cellular component: cytoplasmic ribonucleoprotein granule; nucleus. Bases 233 to 2953 code for a protein of 906 amino acids. NCBI's taxonomy places the organism in Eukaryota, Metazoa, Chordata, Actinopteri, Cichliformes, Cichlidae. The transcript has 5 exons.